AAUAUGACCGGACCCAUGGGGAAGACUUGGGGUGAAAAUGUCUAUGGAGUUUAAAUGCAUGUCUUGUUGCUAUCCUCUCUUUUUCCCUGAUAUGUGCUCUGCUCUCUCCUUCAGAAAUAAUAUAUCCUUUUUCUCUGCAAUAAUCAUACACUGCUCAUAAUUUCACUCUAUUGAAGACUCAAAGUAUUGGCAGAUGACAUUCAGGGUCAUUGAGGAUCGGAUCAGAAAUUAAAGAUACAAAACAGGCGAAAGAGAAGACGAAUCAGAUUGCAAGACUUAGAGCUGACUUCGUUUGAAGAUCGAUGGCAACAUUUAUGUUGGCUUUGCUAGCAUGUCUAGCAGUAUUGUGCACCACUGUUCUCGGCGCCAGAAUUGUCAAUAUCACAAUACUAGAAAGCGCAACUGACCAAGGCGCAGUGUGCCUCGAUGGGAGCCCGCCCGCUUAUUAUCUUGACAGGGGAUUUGAUACCGGAAUUUCCAACUGGAUUAUCUUCCUUCAAGGCGGUGGGUGGUGUGACAGUAUCCCCGAUUGCCAAGGACGUGCAACUAUGGACACAGGUUCUUCCAAGCAUAUGACGAAACAAACUCAAUUUGCCGGGAUACUUCAUAACACUCCCCAAGAAAAUCCAGUAUUGGAAUUGGUAGAUUUUUACAACUGGAACAGGGUGUGGGUGAAUUAUUGUGAUGGAUCAUCUUUUACUGGCGAUGUCGAACAAGUUGAUCCAGAGAACAACCUUUUCUUCAGAGGAGCAAGAAUAUUUAAAGCUGUUCUGGAAGAUUUACGGAGCAAAGGAAUGCAAUAUGCUAAAAAUGCAAUCUUGAGUGGAACUUCCGCCGGAGGAUUGGCUACAAUUUUGAACUGCGACAAGUUCAAAUCCCUCCUUCCAAAUGAUGCCAUAGUAAAGUGCGUAGCAAACGCAGGCUUCUUCAUCAACGUCAAGACAAUCUCUGGUACUUCUAAUAUUCAAACGACGUAUCAUAGAGUUGUUACUUUACAUGGAUCGGCUAAGAAUUUGCCUCCAUCUUGCACGUCUACAAUGGAACCAAGUCUGUGCUUUUUCCCUCAACAUGUUGUUCCAUACGUUGAGACUCCACUUUUUAUAAUCAAUUCCGCAUAUGACGCUUGGCAGAUUAGCAACACUUUGGUUCCUGCAAACCUCGAUCCUCGACAUGUUUGGGAACAUUGCAAGGCUCAAAUAAGUAGCUGCACGUUUAGUCAGCGUAUAGUUAUUCAAGGGCAUUCUGGAUUAAGCUCAAAAAGUGUUUCAGCUACAUAUUCUUCACAAGAAUAACAAUCAGGAUCAGGGGAUGAAUAAUUUUAGUCAGCCAGUACAUAAAUAAUUCAGAGUACCAACUGCAGUUGUUUGCUAUUGUUCUGUUGUAUAUAGAAGGCUCGAAAGCUCGGGCCUGGAUGCCACCAAAGUUUGUCACAGCUUACUGUGACUUUGUUGUAUAUUGUGUUCAGUUUUUGUUAGAUUCCAAAGGGAGAGAGUUCUAAAACUCAAUUGAUUUGGGAUUGAGGCGUAGUUGAUUGAGUGAUCAAAGGUAGAGUAUCAAAUAAUAUUUGCAUUUUAACUUGUAAAUAGCCUUUAACCUUAUGGUAGCGGCAGCAUUUCAGUUCCAAGUGAACAGUUAGACAUAGACUUCUGGAUAACAGUUCUAGAGGAUGUUCACUUAAUUGAGUUCUUGAAUAAUCUGAAUUGUCAACAACAAUUGGCUUGAUAAUAAUAUACUGGAAUCAUUGUCUCGUAAAAAAAGAUUGUUUCAUUUGUC
Molecule: messenger RNA, 1773 nt
Organism: Lycium barbarum (goji berry)
Lineage: Eukaryota; Viridiplantae; Streptophyta; Magnoliopsida; Solanales; Solanaceae
Product: pectin acetylesterase 11-like
Exons: 13
Coding region: 303-1292 (329 amino acids)
Biological process (GO): cell wall organization
Cellular component (GO): plant-type cell wall
Molecular function (GO): pectin acetylesterase activity
Source: RefSeq, a predicted model, not a curated record